Eurypyga helias (sunbittern) is the source of this 1269-nucleotide messenger RNA. Its product is annotated as membrane-associated phosphatidylinositol transfer protein 2-like. The record is from RefSeq and is a predicted model, not a curated record. Gene Ontology annotation, cellular component: cytoplasm. The annotation marks the transcript as partial. Gene Ontology annotation, molecular function: phosphatidylcholine binding; phosphatidylinositol transfer activity; phosphatidylinositol binding. Lineage: Eukaryota; Metazoa; Chordata; Aves; Eurypygiformes; Eurypygidae. The transcript has 8 exons. Gene Ontology annotation, biological process: phospholipid transport.
CGGACAAAAGAUUUUGUAUUCAAAAUGCUCAUAAAGGAAUACCGUAUUCCCCUUCCGAUGAGCGUGGAAGAGUAUCGGAUUGCGCAGCUGUACAUGAUACAGAAAAAGAGCAGAGAGGAGACAUGUGGGGAAGGCAGCGGAGUAGAGAUCCUGGAGAACAGGCCAUACAUGGAUGGACCGGGAGGCAACGGGCAGUAUACUCACAAAGUGUACCACAUUGGUAUGCACAUACCCAGCUGGUUUCGGUCAAUAUUGCCCAAGGCAGCUCUGCGAGUGGAAGAAGAAUCGUGGAAUGCAUAUCCUUAUACAAGGACAAGGUAUACGUGUCCUUUUGUGGAGAAGUUCUCUAUUGAUAUUGAGACAUACUACAAAACUGAUCCGGGAGACCAUGUCAACGUCUUCAACCUUUCUCCUGCAGAAAAAAGACAAACCAUUCUAGAUCCUAUUGAUAUUGUUAAAGAUCCAAUCCCUCCACAUGAAUACAAAGCUGAGGAGGAUCCAAAGCUGUAUAAAUCAGUGAAGACCAAAAGAGGCCCUCUCUCAGAAGACUGGAUUCAAGAGUACAAGAACAACCCUGGGAAAUACCCCAUCAUGUGUGCAUAUAAACUGUGUAAAGUCGAGUUCAGAUACUGGGGGAUGCAGUCGAAAAUCGAGCGGUUUAUCCAUGAUGUUGGCUUGCGGAAGGUCAUGGUCCGUGCCCAUCGGCAGGCUUGGUGCUGGCAGGAUGAGUGGUAUGGGCUCACCAUAGAGGAUAUCCGGCAGCUGGAGAAGGAGGCACAGUUGAUGCUGGCUCAGAAGAUGGCCCAGUUCUGCAGUGAAAAUGAUACGGAGCAGCACGGGGUCAAAGAUGCUCCAGGUGAGAAGGACGUUGAAGCCAGCGCAGUUUCCCCUGUCGACACAGAGGAUGCUGCUGGUAACAGUGAAACAGCCUCUGGGAGAUCGCUCACCAAGCAGUGGUCCACCUCUUCCAAGUCCUCACGAUCUUCAAAGAGAGGAGCAAGUCCCUCACGCCAUAGUAUCUCCGAGUGGAGGAUGCAGAGCAUUGCCAGAGAUUCAGACGACAGCUCAGAUGAUGAAUUCUUUGAUGCACAUGAGGACUUGUCUGACAAUGAGGAAAUGUUCCCGAAAGAAAUAACCAAAUGGAGUUCCAAUGAUCUGAUGGAUAAAAUUGAAACCCCCGAAUGCGAUGAUGUCCAGGGUGACCUGUAUCACGAGACAUCAGCAGAGUACCAUGUGGGCUCCAGCGUGGAGAGGCUCAGCAUCAUUGAA